Messenger RNA from Zychaea mexicana, 885 nucleotides. RefSeq lists its product as uncharacterized. Gene Ontology annotation, biological process: nuclear-transcribed mRNA catabolic process, nonsense-mediated decay; cytoplasmic stress granule assembly; regulation of mRNA stability. Gene Ontology annotation, molecular function: mRNA binding. The transcript is spliced from 8 exons. The record is from RefSeq and is a predicted model, not a curated record. Gene Ontology annotation, cellular component: cytoplasmic stress granule. NCBI's taxonomy places the organism in Eukaryota, Fungi, Mucoromycota, Mucoromycetes, Mucorales, Lichtheimiaceae. The annotation marks the transcript as partial.
UUGUAUGUGGGCAAUCUAGAUCCACGAGUGACAGAUGCCAUGUUGCGCGAUAUCUUUUCCGUCACUGGUAACGUCAAAAGCGUCAAGGUCAUUCCGGACAAAAACUUAUCACACGGUGGAUGCAACUAUGGAUUUAUCGAGUUCUCGGAUCAUAGCACGGCUGAACAAGCAUUGUUGACCAUGAGCGGUCGACGUAUCUUUAGCAGUGAAAUUAAAGUCAACUGGGCAGCUCAAGGAUCAACGCAAAAAGAUGACACGUCGAACCACUAUCACAUAUUCAUCGGCGACCUUUGUCCUGAAGUCAGUGACGAUGUGCUGGCAAAAGCAUUCGGGGUGUUUAGCAGUAUGUCUGAUGCACGAGUCAUGUGGGAUAUGAAUACGGGCAAGUCGCGCGGCUUUGGAUUUGUUGCGUUUAAAAACAAAGCACACGCGGAACAAGCUAUUGCUACUAUGAAUGGAGAGCGCUUGGGUUCCCGGGCCAUCCGAGUCAAUUGGGCAAACCAGAAAAACACCAGUACCUUCACUGCCAGCAACAACAACAGCAACAGCAGCAACAAUCACAGUAAUAGUAGUAGUAGCAAUAACAGUAGUAAUCGCAACAGUAUUCCGAUGCAGUACGUGACUUACGAGCAGGUAUUGGCACAAACAUCCGCAUACAACACAACUGUCUAUGUCGGUAAUCUGUCUCCCAAAAUAACGCAAAAUGAUUUGGUUCCUCUUUUCCAACGCUACGGAGGUAUUAUGGAAGUCCGCCUUCAACCCGAACGCGGCUUUGCAUUUAUAAAGAUGGAUUUGCAUGAACGCGCUGCAUUGGCAAUUUUCUCUUUGCAAGGUGCAACCUUGAAUAAGCGACCUAUUAAGCUGUCCUGGGGUCGAGAUCGGUCA